UUUUCUUAUCAUCCCUCCCUCCUCCUUUGCACCUUGGAGAGAGAGAGAGAGUGCUUCCAUCCAGCAGGAUUGCUUGUUUCUGAGGCAGACAAUAGAGCAGAGUAUUUAGGACACUUGGCAGGCAUGUUGGAGGGGAUGGGGACAUGGGCUGCUAAGUAGCUCAUCUCGUCACAUAGCCACUGGCAUGAUAGCUCUCGACAGCAAGGAAAAACAAGCAGUCCUGCUAAUGUUCCAUCAGCUGAGCUUCUAGUUCUAACCCCACCAGGUGGUCCUCAAUUCAACAUCAUGUUGCACCUCACCCUGCUCCUCCAUCUGCUUGUCCUUUCAUGCUCCCAUGAGGGUGCAUCAGUCACUGGGGAGGUACCUGACUUUUAUGGAGCAGAUGAAGUCACAGGUUACGGACCAGUGUUUGAGGAGCAGCCGGUAGAUACUAUCUACCCCGAGGAGUCACCCGAGGCCAAAAUUACCAUGAACUGCCGGGCUAGAGCCAAUCCACCUGCCACAUACAAAUGGAAGCUGAACAACAGGGAAAUUGACCUAAAUGAAGAGGGCAGCCUCUACAGUUUAGUAGGAGGGAACUUGGUCAUCAGCAAUCCCAUUAAGAGUGAACAUGUGGGGAAAUACUCCUGUUUGGCUACCAACAUGUACGGCACGGUCGUAAGCAGAGAGGCCUCUGUCCAGUUUGGAUACCUCGAUCUUUUCUCAUCGGAAGAGAGGUCCACAGUAAUCGUCAAAGAGGGACAGGGGGCCGUGUUGCUCUGCGCUGCCCCACCGCAUUAUCCAGCUGAGCUGUCAUUCCGCUGGAUCCUCAAUGAAUUCCCGACGUUCAUCCCACUGGACAAGCGGCGUUUUGUCUCCCAGAUAACAGGCAACCUCUAUAUCUCUAAGGUGGAAUCCUCAGAUAAAGGAAAUUACUCCUGCAUCGCCUCCAGCCCAUCUAUUUCUAAAAGUGUCUUCUCCAACUACAUCCCCCUCGUGCCUCUGACUGAACGUUCUAUCAGGAAAUACCCGGCUGACCUCAGAGUCAAGUUCCCUGACACCACUGCUUUGGUGGGGCACAAUAUCACCCUGGAGUGCUUUGCUUUGGGGAAUCCUGUCCCUGAGAUCCGGUGGAAAAAGAUAGACGGACACCUGCCAUCAAACCACGAGGUGCAGAUGACAGGAGCUCAACUGCAUCUGUACAAUGUGCAAUUUGAAGAUAGUGGCACCUAUAGGUGUGAAGCAAUAAACUCGAAAGGAAAGGACCACCAUACUGCAAAUGUGUUUGUAGAAGCUUUCCCUGAGUGGGUGGAACAUAUCAGCAGCACAGAGAAAGACCUUGGUAGCGACUACACUAUGUCCUGCAAAGCCAGUGGCAAACCUAAACCACACAUCCGCUGGCUGAAAAAUGGAGAACAGGUUGACAGGAAAGAGAUGAGAUUCAGCAGCUUGACAUUUGAUGAUUCAGGGAUGUACCAGUGCAUAGCAGAAAAUCACCAUGGAGUCAUUUAUGCCAAUGCAGAGUUGCGUGUCUUUGCCUGCGCUCCCACAUUUCAACACAACCCAGUGAAAACAGUGCUGGCAGCCAAAAAUGGCCGAGUGGUGAUUGAAUGUCGACCCAAAGCGGCCCCAAAGCCUGCCUUUUACUGGAGCAAAGACACUGAGCUGCUCUCCAACUCUACCAGGGUGUUCAUCUGGGAGGAUGGAAGCCUGGAGAUCCUCAAUGUAAGACGAGAAGACGAAGGCAGAUACACCUGCUUUGCAGAGAAUGAUCGGGGCAAGGCCAAUAGCACCGGCUAUCUGUCAGUUACAGAUGCUACAAAGAUCACCUUGGCACCAUCUGAUGUUGACGUUAAAGUGGGAGAGAAUGCCUGGAUGCAGUGCGCAGCAUCACACGAUCAGUCUCUAGACAUCACCUUCAUCUGGUCCCUAGAUGGCCGAGUCAUUGACCUACACAAGGACAGCCAACAUUAUGAACGCACCACAAAUGGAAGCUCGAAUGGUGAGCUGCUCAUCAAGAAUGUUCAGCUGAAACAUGCUGGACAGUACACCUGCACCGCGCAGACCCCUGUUGACAAUGUCACUGCCUCUGCCAACCUGGUUGUCAGGGGUCCUCCUGGUGCCCCAGGUGGGGUGCGAAUAAUAGAAAAAACUGACAAGAGCGUAACAUUGCAGUGGAGCCGUGGUGCAUACAACCACAGUCCGAUCUCCAAAUAUACCAUCCAGUACAGGGACCAGUUCUCAAAAGAUGUCUGGAACAGAGCCACUACAUCUCCUGUUGAUGUAGAGGGGAAUACAGAGAUGGCCACAGUGGUGAACUUGAGUCCCUGGACAGAAUAUGAGUUCAGGGUCAUCGCUACCAAUACUCUGGGGACAGGAGAGCCGAGCGAGCCGUCGCCUAAAGUUAAAACUCUGGAAGCAGUUCCUGUGGUGGCGCCCUCAGAGGUUGGCGGGGGUGGAGGGGCGAGCAGAGAACUGACCAUCACAUGGAAGCCUGUACCCCCGGAGUACUACUACGGGUCCAAUUUUGGCUACAUUGUGGCCUUCAAACCCCAAGAUGAACAAGAGUGGAAAAGGGUGGCAGUAGCUGAUCCCCAGGCCAAGCGCUAUGUUCACAAAGUCUCUGACAUCCCUCCUAUGACGGAGUUUGUAGUCAAAGUUAAAGCAUUCAACAGCCAGGGAGAAGGACCCUACAGCCUAACGACCAUCAUCUAUUCUGCACAGGACGCUCCAUCUGAAGCUCCUGGAGUUGUUGAAGCCAGAGCUCUCUCUGCUACAAUUGCUACUGUGUCAUGGAUGCCUCUCUCAAAUAGCGAUGUAGAUGGAUACCAGGUGAAGUACUGGAAGGCUGGUGAAAAUGAAGGAGAGGCCCUGAAGGUUGUGGUGUCGAGCAGGGAGAACCACACUAAACUUGAAAAUCUGACACCUUACACAGACUACAUUAUUGAAGUUCGAGGCUAUAACUCUGCAGGAUAUGGGCCAGCCAGCCACCACUUCCGGGUCCUGACUAAGAAACCCCCACCAGAUCGAGCCCCCAGAAUAAUAAGUAAAAAACUGAAAGGUCAGUCAGUAAAUAUUGCCUGGGAACAAGUGGAACCGAUGGCUAAUGAGUCAUCAAUAGAUGGGUACCGAAUACUAUACAGGCAGGAGGGCCAAUCCACAGGCACUCUGUACACCACCAUUAAGCGGUCCAUUGAUCUUCCUCUACCUGCAAAUGGGAACUACGUGGUGGAGGUCCGGGCACACACGGAGGGAGGAGAUGGGGCUAUGACCAAAAUCCAGGUCACAGGUGGGGGUGCCUCGGCCACACAGUCUCUCAGCGUACUCUCCCUGCUCUUUGUGGCUCUCCUCUGCCUGAACCUCUGAAUGUAGCGCCAUCUCUGUCUUCAGUUCCUGUGAAGGAGACGCCUAUGGUUGCUUAAGGUUGAUGUCUGCAAGGACAUUGAGACUCUUUCCACAAUCUUUUGGUUCCGCUGUGUAAUCUGGGAUGCCAUGUUCCGGCCCUUUCCUCUGGAAUAUGUUUGUGGAAAUGGACACAGAAAUGGAAAAAUUGGAAAUGGACAAAGACAUUCCUUAUUUAUCCACAAAAAGCCUCUUUGGAGGAGAGUCAAAGGAGUUCUGUCAACUUUAAAAAUAUGCCUUAUAUAAAUGACUGCACUUAUCAUUCACAGUAAUUUGUUUUAAAAUGGGUCAAGUCUGUAAGUGUCAACACUGCACUUCUCACAGGUUGGCUGUUCAGUCAUUUUCAAUCACAAAGGUGUGCUUUCUUAUUUAAAGAUGCUGUAUGUUGCCGUCAUUUGAUCUGUGAUGUUUUGGAAAAUCAUUCCUACAGUGCAUUCCAUAGUAUAAGGCAAACAAGUAACUGUGAAGGGUAAGUGUACGAGUUUAUAAAAAAAAUCGUCAUGUCUUUCAUGACUUGCUGUUAAGUGGCAUUUUUUUUUUUUUUUAAAUCAAGCACACCCUCUGUUAAAGAGAUACAGUCAAAUCAAAUCUCAACCUCUCGCAUCCUUUAAAACGCACCUAGAGAAAAGGAGCAGUUAAUGCCACUUUGAAACAUAUUCAAUAACUGAUGUUGUUUUACUGUCUAACAUGACUGCGUUCUCUAAAGAGAAGCAGAUUGGUUUAACCUGCAAUUGCUGCUUACUUCCAAACCGUUAACAUAAGCUCUACUAAUACCACUUUAAACUGUGUGCCUGUUGACGGGGAAAAAUUUAGAAAUGGUUCAAAGUGUACUGAUUUUGGCACAUUUAUAUUUGGAUGCAGAAUUCAGCGGAAACAGACCCACAGGAACAGGAAGUGAACUGAGCAACAUGUAAAGUCAGUUUAAAAUGUGCGUAACAAUGUGGUUCUUUCAAUUGCUUGCAGCCUCUGGUGAGAUUUGUACACCUGUGGUAAAUGCUUUGCAACAUUUAGGCCAAUGUUGGUCUGAGGCUGAAAGCUUCAAUAUGCUAGUGAUCUAAACUAAAUCUACUUUGUUUUGACUGUAUCAUUAGGACCUCAGUGGAACCAUCUGGUGCUUUGUAAACGAAUGUUGGCAUUUUGUUUAAUGUGAUCGGUUUCCUUUAAUAUCUCUUGUUUAUGGGUUUGUGUGAGAGUCGCUAUUAACAGCAACGCUCGUGCCCUCCUGUAAUUGUGCAAUGUCUGAAUUAUAUGUGGCUACUUUAUAUUUUCUAACAAGAUAAUUUGCUUAGCACAUGUAACCGUUAUCCAGUUUAUUUCAUUUUUCAUGCGCUAGAAAACAGAAGGUAAGCAAAGCCAUCCAAGUCAGCUGUAAGAGCUCACCCAAAGCUCACGAUGUUAUUUCGAAUACAUUUGUGUCUUUUUAUUAACAUAUGAUCAAAGAUAUAUAAACAUUGACUGUUGUCAUGUUUGUUUUUUAAUAUUAUAUUUGUAUGUCUUCACCCACCUCUGGUUGGACAGUUUAUUUCUCUCAACCUGAGGAGCAAAUGGUGCAUUUUGAGUUCCUCUGAUUCCUUUCUUGUGUGACUGAUGCUGGUCAUACUUCUACAUUGUGACAAUAUCAAUGUCCACCACAAAGUGCUUUUUCCCGACUUUUCUUCAUGCCACAAUUAAAAAAAAAAAAAAAAAAGUUGCCAAAUGCAUGAAUGCCUUGAACUUUGACAUUUUGGAAGAAGCAGUAGCUCAAAAUUAUAACAUGCAUGAGAUUGGAGGCCAAGUGGUACAUUACUCUGCAACACAUCUACAUCAUAGCGACUUCUCAGUCUCUCUGUGUGAAAUACAUUCCAUACCUGAGUGACAUCCCUUUAUGUCAGAGGAGGAAUAGAUCCUAGACUGAUGUGUUCAUUAGCUGCUAAGCUUCAUUAAGUUGGUCAUCUCGUGCGAAGUCUUUGAGAGAGAGAAAAUCUUAAACUGACUAAAGGAAUCUCACUCAUUAGAGUUCAGAAAUGGUCCCGCAGUCUCGCACAUGCAAAGGCUGGGAUUUGAUAGCAUCACUGGUGGCUGUGGCAGCAUGUUUGGCUGUCUGCUGGAAUUCAGUGCUUCGUUGGACAUGAAUGGCAUAUAUGAGGGAUGAAACUGGAACCUCUCAUUGGCUGGACAAGGAACAAUAAAAGUGUAGUUAACUAUUA
Molecule: messenger RNA, 5567 nt
Organism: Archocentrus centrarchus (flier cichlid)
Lineage: Eukaryota; Metazoa; Chordata; Actinopteri; Cichliformes; Cichlidae
Gene: cntn1a
Product: contactin 1a
Exons: 24
Coding region: 286-3345 (1019 amino acids)
Biological process (GO): axon guidance; brain development; cell-cell adhesion
Cellular component (GO): plasma membrane; axon
Molecular function (GO): cell-cell adhesion mediator activity; nucleic acid binding
Source: RefSeq, a predicted model, not a curated record